CGCAGGGAGAGUCAUGUUUGGAGCUGUGGGGAGUUAAAAAAUAAAUGGCUUUUUGUUUGUUUUAAAGUUCAGAUAAGCAGCAUGGCGCAUGUCAAGCCGAAAUGAAUCAAUGACAACAAGGCCGCCAGAUCUGAAUGCUGCUUCCACCACUACUGCGAGGUAUUUUCAGGAUAAGGCAAGCAGCGGCGCACAUCCGAGAGAGGGGAUAUAACGGGAUAAAGGGAGUAAAAAAAAGACAAGAAAAAGAAAGAAAAAGUUGCAUUGCCUGGUGUUCGCGCAUCGUCAUGCCGAGGUACAACUUCUUACUGUGCUUGAUGGUGCUCAUCUCCCUGGGACAGUCGGGGAGCGAUGAGCCCAAUCUGCUGCUGCCUCCUGCCAGCGAGACGCCCACGGAUGCCGGGCUGUCUCUGCUGGACGAGGACGCCGGUGCUCACGAGUGUUCCGCCUGUGUCUGGAGGGAGCAGAGCAAAGUGCUGAGACUGGAGACUAUUAAGUCCCAGAUCCUGAGCAAACUGCGUCUGAAGCAGGCGCCCAACAUCAGCCGGGAGGUGGUCAAUCAGCUGCUGCCCAAGGCGCCUCCGCUCCAGCAGCUCCUGGACCAUCACGACUUCCAAGGAGACGCGUCGUCCCAGGAUGAGUUUAUGGAGGAGGAUGAGUACCACGCCACCACGGAGUCCGUGAUCACCAUGGCCUCUGAGCCGGAGCCGCUGGUGCAGGUGAAUGGGAAGCCGAGCUGCUGCUUCUUCAAGUUCAGCCCCAAACUGAUGUUCACCAAGGUGCUGAAGGCCCAGCUGUGGGUUUACCUGCGACCGCUGCAGCAGACCUCCACCGUCUACCUGCAGAUCCUCCGACUGAAGCCCGUCACGGAGCAGGGCAGCCGCCACAUCCGCAUCCGCUCCCUGAAGAUAGAGCUCACCUCCAGGGUCGGGCACUGGCAAAGUAUUGACUUUAAGCAUGUGUUGCAAAACUGGUUCAAACAGCCACACACCAACUGGGGAAUCGACAUCAAUGCCUUUGAUGAGAGCGGCAAUGACCUGGCAGUUACCUCGCUGCGACCCGGGGAGGAGGGGCUGCAGCCGUUCCUGGAAGUGAAGGUUCUUGAGACAACCAAACGUUCUCGGAGAAACCUCGGCCUGGACUGCGAUGAGCACUCCACUGAGUCUCGCUGCUGUCGCUACCCUCUGACUGUGGAUUUUGAGGCGUUUGGCUGGGAUUGGAUCAUUGCUCCCAAACGCUACAAAGCCAACUACUGCUCCGGCCAGUGCGAGUACAUGUUCAUGCAGAAAUACCCACACACCCACCUGGUGCAGCACGCCAACCCCCGAGGCUCUGCAGGGCCCUGCUGUACUCCGACCAAGAUGUCCCCCAUUAACAUGCUCUACUUCAAUGACAAGCAGCAGAUCAUCCAUGGCAAGAUCCCAGGGAUGGUGGUGGAUAGAUGUGGCUGCUCUUAGGCAGCAGGAGGGGACGCACACUUGUGUACAGCCACCAUUGCAUCGAACCACCCAAAACCCUUACGGAGCUCUCCCCUGGCACCAGAACCCACUCCUUGGCACCAGAUUUCACUUUUGCUCAGCCACAAAAACAUCCCACUGGGUUUCCAUUUUUCCAGUAAUUAAAUUGAUUCUAACUGUAAAAAAAAAAAAAAAGUUAUAAGUGAAAUAUGAAUCAAAAAAAGGGACUGAGUGAUGGAAAUACAGUACAUUAUGAAUGAUUUAAAGAGGUUGUACUUGUGGAGCAGCUUCAGAAAAUGGUAAAUGAGACAAAACUAUGUUAUAGAGUAUGUGUUAGUUUUGUGGGUUUUUUUUAAAGAUUUUGUUUGUUUGUUUGUUUGUCUGUUUUAAUGGCAUCUUUGUGAAAUGUCCAGGUUAGUGGAUUGAGAUGACAGGAGACUAAAAGCAUUUACAAUAUUUUUUAAAGCAAUUCCAGUCCUAAGGUGAGUUUGGAAAUACUUAAUUUCACAGAUAAGCUUACUUACUGGUGAGAUUUGAUCCACAAAAAUGAUCAGAAUUAUUUUGCAAUGCAUCACUUUAACGAAAAGAUCAAAAAUCCAUGCUAAUGUGAGGAGAGUUUACCAUUAGAAAGACCCUUUAAAUCCAAAAUCUUGUUUACAGAUGUUUAGAGAUGUGCUCUAGAGAUGUAAAGUGUUGAGGAGAUCCAAAACCAAACCUAUACCCUCUAUUAAUGUAUAACACCCCAGUGUGACAUUCUCGAGUAUCUACGAAACCUUUUCACAGUCACUUUGAUCUUUUUUUAUUUGUAGUCUUGUAAAACUCGAAAAGGAAAAGGGAGAAAAGAGGUUAUAGUAUAUAUUAACUCUGUCUUUCAAAGUGAAUACAUAAAGUCGGUAUAGCUAUUUCUGCCACUCCGUAAGAGUAGAUAAAACAGAUUUAGGUUUGACUUGCACACUAAAGUCUGAAACAGAACUGUAAUGUAGAUGCACUCUGAAGUCAUUCGGCACCGUCUGGGAAAAGAGGAAGAGGAGGAGGAGGAGGAGGGGGAGGAGGAGGGCAAGUCCUGCAGGAUGACAAGAACCUGACAGUUUUUCUUUCUUCUGUGUAACAAAGGAAAAUACACUUUAACACCUUCAAUUUUUUGCAUUAAAUGUUUAAAACAGAGAAGUAAAUGCACUGUUUCAUAACUUGAAGAGGCCUGGGACUGAGCAUGUAAUACAAACACAGCAAAAUCCAUAACCUGAAAUAAAACACAUGAGGACGUCAGCAUGCUCAAAUGUUCUCUCUGCUAUAACCUGAGUGAAUUACUGAGCUGAGAAUAGCACAAAACAUAAUCACAGUAUGAUUACAGUAUUAUGACUAGAAGUUUACACACUCAUCCAGCAGUGUUCACAACUGUUAAAAAUACACUGUCGAGCCAGUUCAUUCACCUUUUCUCAAUGCUAGUUUCAGAAAAGAUAAAAUGCAAAAUCCUUUAACUGCAGUACUGUACUCAUAAAUAAUAGCUUUUAUAAAUCACAACAAACCAGAUAACGUGCAAAAACAAAACAAAACAAAAAAAAAAUAUCGAGAGAAUGUAACUCAACCGCUGAUUUAAGCGGUAAAUUUAGAGAACGUGUUUUCAUUGUGAAAUGCCCCCACUCCACUUCAACCUCAGCUGUAUCAUUAUCAUCAUUACGGAGAAAAUAUUGUUAGUGCUUGAACACAGAGUAGAUUAGUAUGCUUGAAGUCUGUCUUUGUCUCCUGGAUGUCAAAGCAAAGAUAUCCUUUUGUUGUAAACGAAAGCACUAUGCUGUUGGAUAAAGGAAGAGCCUUCUGACAUUAUAUAUAAAUGAUAUAUGUAUAUAUUAAAAAAAGGGGUACAAAAACCUUUUUUGGGGCACUCUACCUUACCAACAAUAAAUUUUGCACUAUGGGACGUUCAUGGCGUGAGGAGGUAAAGUGUUGUUUGUGUUUUACCAAGCACAAGAGAGCUUGUACAGUAUAGGAUUAAAAAAAAAAAAAAAACUAUUCAAGCUUCUGGUGAUAAACCAUAAACUAGAGAGGUUAUCACUUCUUUUUGAUACAUCACGCUUUCCUGACUUUUGUCUGAAGCGGGGGCCUGUCCAUACACUCACACACUUCUAUCCAAUCUGGAACCUGGACAUACUGAACCAGCGGCCUGAAAGGCCUCCUUGCCCACUUUGGGUGAUAAGUCAUGUGUGUAAUAAGUGUCUGGAUCAAUGAACAUAGAAUGCUUUAACUGGAAAUGGCCCGCCCACCAACUUUAAUCUGUUACCAUGUUAGAGAGACUACGUUCUUUUGACUUAAACAAUGUGUCAACUGUCUUGCAUAGACAUGUUUUUGCCUUUGUGUGUAAUUUAAGUGAAAGGAACCCAUGUAAGAAUGGGAAGAGUAUCCAGGGAUUGUUAGCCAAAGUAGAGGAUGACAUGUGUGCUGUAACUUUUGUGAUCGCAGGAAUAUGCUAGAACAUUUCAAAGGGAGAAGAAAGCUGGUUUAGGGGCAGUGGUUGGAAAUAAUUCAACUGGUCAAUUGUCUAUUUAUUAAUAUUAAUUACAAUGCAUUUCAAAGUCUGUCUACCUCACUUUAGCCUCCUAAAAACCUUGCUUUUUUAAUUUGUCAUUGACUAAUCUGUGCAAACAUUUCACCCAUAAGAUCUCUCCACCCCCCCAAAAAAUGUAGACGAAAACCACAGGGUCCCCUUGCUCUCAGGUUCAGAUUGAGUUAUUGACAGAGUGACUGAUGGUAGCGGCUCUGGUAAUGUGUGGUCAAAAGAAAAAAUUAGCUGUGCCCACAUCUAUGGCUUAACAAUGGUUAAAGCUGUUGAGAAGUUACAUUUUGAAUUUUAGUGUUUGUAUACUGGUAUGUGUGAGAGUGUUUUCAUAUAAAUAUAUGAGAGUAAGAAAUCUCUAUGUAAAUACCUACCCAAAUGUUGACAUUAAUGAUGUUUGGACAGGUUCACCGCUUCUAAUGUUUUUCUCACUUUCCCCCUUCAUUCCUCUGUUCUUUGUGUAGCUAAAAAAAAAAUCACCCCAACUUUGUAGUUUAAUGGUUGUGCAUAUGAAUAACUGUUCAAUUGUUAUUUUUGCCUUUUGUUGUUUAUUUACUGUCAUUUUUCUUUUGUACAAUAAAUCAUUUAUUUAGCUUA
Messenger RNA from Seriola aureovittata, 4602 nucleotides. It is a transcript of the gene gdf11, whose product is annotated as growth differentiation factor 11. The transcript has 5 exons. Gene Ontology annotation, biological process: SMAD protein signal transduction. The record is from RefSeq and is a predicted model, not a curated record. Bases 135 to 1454 code for a protein of 439 amino acids. Gene Ontology annotation, molecular function: cytokine activity; growth factor activity. Lineage: Eukaryota; Metazoa; Chordata; Actinopteri; Carangiformes; Carangidae. Gene Ontology annotation, cellular component: extracellular region.